AUGGGAACUUUGCUGUCGGUGGCUAAGGCCGGAGGUGCGGACCAAGGAGCAGAUUGUAGAAUUGUUGGUGCUAGAGCAAUUCCUGACUGUGCUACCUGUGCAGAUCCAGAACUGGGUACAGAAGCGAUGUCCAGAAAAUGGAGAGGAGGCCGUGACACUGGUGGAAGAUUUUGAAAGAGAGCCUGGAAGACCUGGACAUUCGGAUUUCCAUUUCCUAAACCCAAUGUGGUAUCCAGGUUGGAUCAAGGAGAGCCAUGGAUCUCAGAUCUGCUUAGCUCCAAGGAGAAGGAUGUCCCAAAAGGCAACAGCACAGGAACCAGUCUAUUACCAUCCAAGAGAGAGAAAACCGCCUGGGUGGAACAGGGUCACUGGGUAUUUGAUGACGAGAAGGUGGUGGGUGUGCACUGGGGCUACAAAGAGACUAGAACACUCCUUGCAAUUCUCAGUCAGAAUGAAUUUUACAAAGCGCUCCGAAACUGUCACAGGAACAGCCAAGUGUAUGGGGCCGUAGCUGGGAGGCUUCGUGAGUAUGGUUUCCUCCGGACUCUGGAACAGUGUCGGACCAAGUUCAAAGGCCUUCAGAAAAGCUACAGGAAGGUCAAGAGUGGUCAUCCACCCGACACCUGCCCCUUCUUUGAAGAGAUGGAAGCCCUGAUGAGUGCCCAGGUCAUUUCAUUGCCCAUUAAUGGUCUGGAAGAGGCAGCCUCCCAUUCUGCCCAGGCAGGCAGUGAUGCUGAGACGGAGAAGCCAGGGCAGAGGGACUGGCAGCAUGAAGAUGGAGAGGAGGCUAUAACUGAAAGGUCAGACAGUGAUGACCCGGAGGCAGCCCCCCAGGACCCUGGCAACCCACCCGCAUCUGUCCUGUUCCGAAGCCCAAGUGGUAAGAAGCUUUUCAUGGGCUUUGGGAUUAGGUUUGAGGAGCAAUGAAACGAUGUGGAACCACUUACCAGCUUGGUCAUUUUAAUAGGAAACAAGGUAUUUCUCAACACUGUACUAUAUUCUCUUC
This is a messenger RNA of Mus caroli (Ryukyu mouse), 1006 nucleotides long. The record is from RefSeq and is a predicted model, not a curated record. Lineage: Eukaryota; Metazoa; Chordata; Mammalia; Rodentia; Muridae.